ACUGUAUGGGAGUUAUUUUGUAUCAUUCGGACAUUGCUCAAUUUUCUUGUAUACCAUCGGGAAACAGCAUCAAAGAAGUUACGAUAGUCAUGUGAAUAAACCCAUUUUGUACAUAAUUACUGCUACAUACCAAAGAAACGUUCAACGUGCAGAACUAACAAGAAUGUGUAACACUCUACGUAAUCUGAAGGAUAUUUUAUGGAUUCUUGUAGAAGAUAGCACAGAACCUUCAUGGGUUGUAUCAAAUAUUUUAGAUGAUUGUGGUGUCCCUUUUGUACACCUAAAUAUCCCAACACCACAGUCAGAAAAACCUAAAGUGAAUGAACCCUUUUGGUUUCGUCCUAAGGGCAUACUUCAACGUAAUCUUGGACUACAAUGGUUGCGCCAGAAUCUUAUUUUAGGUAGAAACAAAGGUGUCUUAUACAUCGCCGAUGAUGACAACUCCUAUAAUUUACGUAUUUUUGAGGAAAUGCGUGGUACAAACAAAGUUUCAACAUGGCCGGUUGGAUUUGCAGGUGAACUCCCAUGGGAGGGUUGUGUGACGUCUAAAAAUCGGACGCACAUUAUAAGUAUGUGGUCAGUAUACAAACCCGAGCGUCCUUUUCCAAUUGAUAUGGCAGGAUUUGCAGUUAAUAUUGAUCUUAUUCUUCAACACAAGAAUGCUGGAUUUGACUACAAACGUUUACGUGGAAUGCAGGAAUCACAAUUUUUGUUAGAUCUUGGUUUAAAAAAUUGGAGAGAAUUGGAACCACUAGCAGAUGGUUGUCGGAAGAUUCUAGUGUGGCAUACACGUACAGCAGAACCACUUUUAACACUAUGGAAUAAACUGGAAUCGCAAGGAGUUAUAGCUCCACCUAUAGAUGAUUGGCCCUAA
Molecule: messenger RNA, 874 nt
Organism: Schistosoma curassoni
Lineage: Eukaryota; Metazoa; Platyhelminthes; Trematoda; Strigeidida; Schistosomatidae
Source: the annotation of a GenBank genome assembly